GUUGUUGAAGAAGAUCUUGAAUGCUUGUGCUGGUAACUGAAGAAAUGUAUCAAACAUCCAUUGGAUUUUGUGUAAUUUUAUCCCUCUUCUACGGAUACUCAGCAGAGAUCUAUCAAGAGAAUAGCAUCGCAGAAGUUAAUUGUAACCCUAAAACAUCGGGCACCAUGACAUUCAUGUUUCACAUAAGCAGUACAGGUGCAAACUGCAUAUUAAUCGCCAAGCAGACGGAUGUAAAGUAUAAAGCGGAUCCUGAAAAAUAUAGUGGGCGCAUAGACAGCAACGGUAAUUUAAAUGUCAAAAUUAAGUCUUUUGCAAAAAGGACAGACAGCGGAGUGUACACCUGCGCAACCAUGAACAACAAUAAACUCUUCUUCGGAGAGGUGACUACAAUUCAAGGAGUACCAGAUCCAGUAACACAAGGUCCAAAAAUAAUUCAAUCAACACUGAAGCCUGUUGUUGAGACUACAACGAAAACGCAGUGUCCAUGCGAAAAUGGAGGUGUCAAUUUUUUAACAGCACCAAAGCCCAUGUUUAACUGUGAGACUUGGAUAUUUACAUCUCUGGCCGGAGGUUGUGCACUUUUCCUCAUUCUGCUGAUCGCAACGAUUGUGUACUGUAACCGUUUAAGAACAAGACGAUGUCCCCACCAUUACAAAAGGCAACCUCGAGGCCCACCUGCAGGCCUUGCGAAAAUGCCCAACAGCCACUUCUAGCUCCAGGAAAGAUGACCAAAGUUCAGUAUUGGUUAUAGAUAUCCUUGAUUUAGUUUUCUUCUCAACAAGUACAAUUUAUCAGUCAAUUUUUCAGUAAAGUUUCCUCUUUUUUAUGAUUAUUCAGUCUGUACAGUCUUCAGUUUUUAAUCAGACAAAAUGUAAAAAAAACAA
This is a messenger RNA of Danio aesculapii, 884 nucleotides long. RefSeq names its product CD8a molecule (gene cd8a). Bases 21 to 713 code for a protein of 230 amino acids. The record is from RefSeq and is a predicted model, not a curated record. The transcript has 6 exons. Lineage: Eukaryota; Metazoa; Chordata; Actinopteri; Cypriniformes; Danionidae.